This is a messenger RNA of Neurospora hispaniola, 2102 nucleotides long. RefSeq names its product ATP-dependent RNA helicase mrh-4, mitochondrial. The record is from RefSeq and is a predicted model, not a curated record. Gene Ontology annotation, molecular function: ATP binding; mRNA binding. The transcript is spliced from 2 exons. NCBI's taxonomy places the organism in Eukaryota, Fungi, Ascomycota, Sordariomycetes, Sordariales, Sordariaceae. The coding region runs from base 110 to 1981 and encodes 623 amino acids.
AGAAGGUCGGGGCGAACACAUGACGAAAUUCGCCUGCCAAAAAAUUUGACGACGACGGAACAGCAUCUCUCGACACCACACCCCGUCGGCGUACGGGAAUCUCAACAUAAUGUGGAAGACAGCGAGGGACUCGGUGUGCCUCAUCUGCCGCUCGGCCGCAACGACAACCACAUCGACAUCAGCAAGAGCAAGCCUCGAACCAUGGGCCGGCCAGAGAACGUUUUCGACACGGCGCGAGCAGCGCCCUUCGCGCAUGGUGUUGUCCGAUCGUGUUGCCCGACCACCGCCAGUACGGGGCCCCGGCGAGGGCAACAAGAAGCCUCGGAACAAACCUGAUGGGCCCUGGGCGGGCAUGAACCGACGAGUUGCAAACAUCGACCCGCGCAAAGCACCCAAACCGAAACCGGUAGAGGAGGACAGCAGGAGAGACAAAAGGGACAAGAAUACCAAGGGACAAAAGGCACUGAAGAUGCAACGCGCGCUCGCAACCAUCAGCUACGGACAAAGAACAAGCAUCAAGGAACGGAUGCAGGAAAUCCAGGCUUUUGACCAGUUCGACCUGCUGCCGGUGGUGAAGGAGGCUAUUGCGCAGGAGGCACUCAAAGGCAUGACGGAGAUCAAGCCCACGCCCGUACAGAGAUUGGCUAUCCCGGCUCUGCUAGGGCAGCCGAUGGGAAGGAAGCCAAGGCGACCAAAAUCGGACAACGGCAGGGAGGAGUUCCUUUUGGCUGCCGAGACGGGAUCUGGCAAGACGUUGGCAUAUCUGGUUCCCGCGGUCAACGCUAUAAAGAAGGGCGAUGCUGAUGAUGAGUUGGUCGCCUCAUACAACGAGCGUCUGGCGGCUGAGAAGGAACGACGUGGAGGGGCCCCGGUGUCCGAGUGGAUUGAGAAGUUCGAGCCUCACCCCAACACAGCUCGGCCUCGUGUGGUUGUCCUGGUGCCUACGGCCGAGCUGGUCGACCAGGUCACCAGCGUUGCCAAGAAGCUCGCUCACUACACCAAAUUCAAGGUACGACCUCUGUCCGCCAGCAUCAGCCCGCUCAGGAACCAGCGCAACCUGUACAGCCCCAUCGGCGUGGACAUGAUCGUUUCGACCCCUCACCUGCUCGCCACCAUCGCCAAGUCGGAUCCCAACGUUUUGUCCCGCGUGAGCCACCUCGUCAUUGAUGAGGCCGACUCCCUGCUCGACCGCAGUUUCUCGGGCGACACCACCAGCAUCGUGGACCGCGCCAUGCCCUCGCUCAAGCAGCUCAUCCUCUGCUCGGCCACCAUCCCUCGCCGCCUGGACACCUACAUGGAGGAGCAAUUCCCCUACAUCAACCGCAUCACCACUCCCAACUUGCACGCCAUUCCCCGCCGUGUCCAGCUCGGCGUGAUCGACGUGUCCAAGGACCCGUACCGCAACAACAAGAUGCUCGCCUGCGCCGACGCCAUCUGGUCCAUCGGCAAGGAGGCCGCCAAGCACGAGGGCCCCAGGAGCGAGAUCGACGUUAAGCGCAUCAUGGUCUUUGUCAACGAGCGCGAGACCACCCAGCAGGUGGCCGAUUACCUUGUGUCCAAGGGCAUCGACGCCAUCGCUCUUCACCGUGACACGGAGGAGCACCGCAAGUCGGAGAUGCUGGCUUCUUUUACGUCGAACGAGCCAAUGAAGAUCAGCAGGCCUGCUGAGGAUGCUGCCGCUGCUGCUGAAGGAGGCAAAGCCGGUGGUGCCGUGAGCAGCAGCCCUACCAGGAGGCAUCUGCCGAAUACCAAGGUCAUUGUGGCGACGGAUCUGGCGUCUAGAGGUAUCGAUACCCUCGCCGUGCGCUAUGUGGUGUUGUACGAUGUGCCGCAUACGACUAUCGACUUCAUCCACAGGCUGGGCCGCGCUGGUCGCAUGAACCGUCGUGGUAGGGGUAUCGUGUUGGUAGGUAAGGAUGAUAGGAGGGAUGUCGUUGCUGAGGUUAAGGAGAGUAUGUUUAUGGGUCAGGCCCUUGUUUAGAAGGCCGGUGUAUAAACACCAUGAUGGGAAUUAUCUAAACUAUUGUCUGGAGUGCAAGCGUCUUAAGGCACACCAGAAACGGACGGAAACCUGGAGGUACUAGAAGGGAAAGUAAGCAUUC